GUUCCCUGGUACAGUGAGGUGAACAUCACAUAGUUCGUAACGAACCUCAGUGACCCACACUAAGCAUCAUGAAAGCCUUCGUAGCGUGCAUAGCCCUGGCUUUGGUGGCCUGCGCAAGCGCCGAGCCCCCAUCCGGAUACAAUUACAACCGUCCUUCCGGUGGAAUUUCUGGUGGAUUCAGCGGAGGAAUCAGCGGUGGUCUUAGCGGCGGUGGUGGCUACCGUGCCGUCUCUUCCGGAUACCAGACCUCCGAGGGCCAGAACGUCGACUCUCAACUCCUCGAACAAGUCCGCCAAAUCCUCCUUAAGGAAGAAGCUUCAUCCUCCUCCUCCUCCUUCGGCUCAGGAUUCGUCGGAGCUCCUUCCUCAUCGUACGGCGCACCAUCAUCUUCGUAUGGAGUUCCCUCAACCUCCUACGGUGUACCCAGUGGUGGCCGUGUAGUUGGCAUCAACCUUGAAGGUAUCCGUCAAGCUAUCCAGGUUGCACAAUACGAACAGACCGCCAUCGGCGGUGGUGGAUACCCAUCUGGUCCUUCUACCUCCUACGGAACCCCAUCCCGUGCCCCCUCCGGCAGCUAUGGUGCCCCCUACUAAGUCCCAAUACGACCUUCUGAACGCUCGCUCGUUCAUUAUUCGGGUGAAUUCGUAACAUCUCCGAUCACCUGAAUGUUUAUACCAAUGGGCUGAUAGCCACGUACAAU
This is a messenger RNA of Vanessa atalanta (red admiral), 700 nucleotides long. RefSeq names its product pro-resilin (gene CPG20). The coding region runs from base 69 to 593 and encodes 174 amino acids. NCBI's taxonomy places the organism in Eukaryota, Metazoa, Arthropoda, Insecta, Lepidoptera, Nymphalidae. The transcript has 2 exons. The record is from RefSeq and is a predicted model, not a curated record.